Molecule: messenger RNA, 1499 nt
Organism: Oryzias melastigma (Indian medaka)
Lineage: Eukaryota; Metazoa; Chordata; Actinopteri; Beloniformes; Adrianichthyidae
Gene: faxdc2
Product: fatty acid hydroxylase domain containing 2
Exons: 9
Coding region: 115-1143 (342 amino acids)
Biological process (GO): sterol biosynthetic process
Molecular function (GO): iron ion binding; C-4 methylsterol oxidase activity
Source: RefSeq, a predicted model, not a curated record
CCAUUUCAGACUUGAGUCAGCUGACCUGCUGCCAGCCAAUCAGAAGUCGCCGGCAGAUGUAAAUAAACUGCGUGUGCGGCGCACCUGCAGGCUAGCAGCAACAGGGCAGCAGACAUGCCGGAGGAGACGACAGUCCGCGAUAAGAGAGCAGCUGAGAGGAAGACGGCGAGCAUGCGCAGACAGGAAACUACUGGAGGUCUGUGGGACUCCGUGAAAAAGGCUGCCGUCGUCAUUGGAUCUGGAAUCCUGUUCUUGGCUGCAUUCGGCAACUCUGUGACAUGGCACCUUCAGAAGUUCUGGGGAGCGUCAGGAGACUUCUGGCAGAACCAAUGGACUAAGUUAUACUUGGCCUUCGAGGGCCGUGAAGCUUCUUUGUUCUACAUGGGGACGAUGCUUGCCCCCACUCUGGCGUUCUGGGUGUCAAACGGUCUGCUGCUGUUGGUGGACACCACCGGAAAACCCUCCUUCAUCACUCGCUACCGGAUCCAGAUGAACAAGAAUGACCCGGUGGAUCCGGUGAAGCUGCGGCAGGCCCUGAGGACCGUCAUCUUCAACCAGGUGUUCAUCUCGGGGCCCAUGGUGGUGGGGGUUUACUACUUGAUGACCUUGAGAGGAAACCCCUGUGGUCCUGAGCUCCCCACCUUCCACUGGGCGCUGCUGGAGCUCGCCCUCUUCUCCAUCAUUGAGGAAAUUCUCUUCUACUACUCACACAGGUUGUUCCACCACCCCAGCCUCUACAAGCACUUCCACAAGCAGCACCACGAGUGGACGGCUCCCAUCGGCGUGGUCUCCAUCUACGCUCAUCCUCUGGAGCACGUGAUCUCCAACACGCUGCCCGUGGUGAUCGGGCCGGUCAUCCUGGGCUCUCACCUGUCCACCACCUGCAUGUGGUACUGCGUGGCUCUCGUCAGCACCACCAUCUCCCACUGCGGCUACCACCUGCCCUUCCUGCCCUCCCCAGAGUCCCAUGACUUCCAUCACCUAAAGUUCAACCAGUGCUACGGGGUCUUCGGCGUGCUGGACAGACUCCACGGCACGGACGCCAAAUUCAAGCAGACCAAGCAGUACGAGCGGCACACGCUGCUCACCAGCCUCACGCCGCUGACGCACAGCAUCCCAGACCAUCCCAAGAAGGGUCAGUGACGACCUCUGACCUCCAGGGACAGUCCGAUAACCACUUUAUUGUAAGGAGAGAUGAAGCUUUCCCAGUCGCUCUUAAUUGGGUUUUAAUUGGUUGUUUGAGAAACUGGCUUUUCUCUGGUUUAGAGGGUUCUUUUCAGCCCGAUUUUUAACAGUAUUUAACCAUUUAUGGGACAUUCAGUCCAAAAACUGUUUUACUCGUGAUGCAUUCACUUACCGCUCAGAAAAACCGCCUUUUAAAGGCAGACGACCAAAUACGGAUGCACUUUUCUCUGUGGAAGCACUUCAGUUUAUAUAUAAACAUUUAUGUGAAUGUAUAUUUUCUAUAAUGGGACAGUAAAAUGGUUUUGAAGAAUACA